GCCCACGAAGCACUCCGUCUUCCACCAAGCAGUCCGUUUCCCGUUGUCUUCUUCCUCGCAACCGACGAUCUUCCACCGCCGCACCCGGACGCCUCCUCCACCACCGGGCCGGCGGUGAUCCCGUCGCCUCGCUGCUCCUUCCAUCAUCCACUGCCGCUUGCUCGUCCCCGCCUUGCGCUAACCUCGCUGCGAUCGCCGCACGUCGACCUGGCCCACCGCCCGCGGCCGGCGGCUCCUUGCGCCCACCGCCCCCCCCCCCCCCCCCCCGGCUUGGUUAUCUGCUUCGCCGGGGAAAGACGCUCGGGAGAGACGGGCGACUGCGCUGCUUCUCAGCAUCGAGCUGCCGCCGCUGGUCGUCGCACCGGGGUGCUGCCGAAGCCCGGCUAAGGCUUGUUUGUUCUUCUCCACUCGGACUUCCGAUCGCGCCCCAUUAAAAAUGGCGCAGAUCCCCAACCUUGACAAUGCACCGCUGAAUCUCGCAGCCUUCAGGGAGCAGUCUCAAAAGGAGCUGCUGGGCAUCCUCAAAAGCAUAAGGGGGAAGAAGUGCCUCGUCAUUGACCCGAAGCUUGCUGGGACUCUGUCGCUGAUCGUGCAGACAUCGCUGCUAAAGGAGUAUGGCGCGGAGCUGCGGAUUCUCUCUUCUGACCCCUUGCAGACGGAAUGCCCAAAAAUUGUAUAUCUUGUGCGUUCUCAGCUAAGCUUCAUGAAAUUCAUUGCAAGCCAAAUCAAGAGCGAUGAACCUAAAGGGCUCCAGAGGGAAUACUUCCUUUACUUUGUGCCACGCCGUACUGUUGCUUGUGAGAAGAUCCUGGAGGAAGAGAAAGUUCAUCAGAAAUUGACACUUGGAGAAUACCCCUUGUAUCUAGUUCCAUUGGAUGAUGAUGUCCUUUCAUUUGAACUUGACCAUUCUUUGCAGGAGUGUCUUAUUGGUGGAGAUACAAGUUCCAUCUGGCACGUUGCAAAAGCAAUUCAUAAAUUAGAGUUUGCUUUUGGAGUUAUCCCAAAUGUUAGGGCUAAGGGCGUGGCAUCAACCAAAGCUGCGGAGUUGUUGAAUAACAUGCAACAAGAGGAUCCAGUCAACAUGGAUGAUAUGGGGAUUCCAGAGAUAAACACUGUUAUUCUUUUAGACAGGGAGGUGGAUAUGGUGACACCGAUGUGCUCUCAACUAACAUAUGAAGGCUUAUUGGAUGAGAUGCUGCAAAUUAAUAAUGGUUCUGUGGAAGUUGAUGCGAGCAUCAUGGGAGCUCAAGAAGACGCAAAAAAGGUUAAGGUUCCACUUAAUUCGAGUGAUAAGUUGUACAAGGAGAUUCGAGACCUCAAUUUUGAAGUUGUAGUUCAGACCUUGCGUCAAAAAGCAACAUCUAUCCAGCAAGAUUACGCAGAAGUGAAAUCUACAAAUACUCGGUCGGUUUCUGAGCUCAAGGAUUUUGUGAGGAGGUUACACUCGCUGCCAGAGAUAGCUAGGCAUGUCCAUUUGGCACAACACUUGCAAUCGUUUACUGGAAAACCCUCCUUUCACGCCCGACUAGACAUAGAACAAACAAUAUUGGAGGUUCAGAACUUUGAAAUAUGUUUUGAGUAUAUCGAAGAGAUGAUACACAAACAGGAACCUAUUGAAAAUGUGCUUCGCCUUCUAGUGUUACUUUCACUUACAAAUGCUGGGUUGCCAAAGAAGAAUUUUGAUUACUUGAGGCGGGAAAUACUGCAUAGUUAUGGCUUUGAGCAUAUGCACUUGUUGUACAAUCUGGAAAAAGCUGGCCUUUUUAAGAGGCAGGAAUCAAGAAGCAAUUGGGUUGGUAUUACAAGAGCUUUGCAGCUUAUAGUUGACGUAAAUGAUACAGCAAACCCUAGUGAUAUAUCAUACAUCUUUUCUGGAUACGCGCCUCUUAGUAUUCGCCUUGUUCAACAUGCAGUGAGAUCUGGAUGGCGAUCCAUUGAAGAAUUGUUGAAACUAUUCCCAGGUCCGCACCUGGAUUUGAAAAGAGGUGGUUUGACAAUUAAUUCUUCAUUGGAAGUACUUCAAGGAUCAGGGGCUCAACAGAGUAUCAACAGGGUUGGUCAUCGCUCUCUGGUUCUGGUUGUGUUUAUUGGUGGUGUAACAUUCGCGGAGAUUGCUGCCCUUCGGUUUCUUAGUGCACAGGAAGGAAUGGGCUAUGAUUUCCUUGUUGCAACAACAAAGGUUGUUAAUGGCAACACAAUACUCAGACCAAUUAUUGGCAAUAGCAAAGAGGGGAUGAUGUAAUUAUUUUUUAUUCCUUUUAUUUUAAUGUAAAUUUUUGCCGAGCAAGUUUGUGUACUCAUAGACGAACCCAAGUUCGUGAGGGCUUUCCUUGUUAUGUUGUUCGGCAUCUGGAUGUUAAGGCCGGCGGUUAUAGUUAUGAAAAGGGCCUUUUUUUAUCUCCUGUGCGACUGUAAAUAGGAAGAGACUAUGAAAAGGUCUGUGCGUUACCACGGGUAGCCGAAAGAUCAUUGUAAUUAACAGCUUUUUUUUAAAAAAAAAACUGGAAAAGCAGCAGUUUCUUGCAUCA
Molecule: messenger RNA, 2528 nt
Organism: Panicum virgatum (switchgrass)
Lineage: Eukaryota; Viridiplantae; Streptophyta; Magnoliopsida; Poales; Poaceae
Product: vacuolar protein-sorting-associated protein 33 homolog
Exons: 23
Coding region: 437-2242 (601 amino acids)
Biological process (GO): intracellular protein transport; vesicle-mediated transport
Cellular component (GO): vacuole; CORVET complex
Source: RefSeq, a predicted model, not a curated record